This is a messenger RNA of Mangifera indica (mango), 2847 nucleotides long. RefSeq names its product phosphatidylinositol 4-phosphate 5-kinase 6. NCBI's taxonomy places the organism in Eukaryota, Viridiplantae, Streptophyta, Magnoliopsida, Sapindales, Anacardiaceae. The transcript has 8 exons. The record is from RefSeq and is a predicted model, not a curated record. Gene Ontology annotation, molecular function: 1-phosphatidylinositol-4-phosphate 5-kinase activity; ATP binding. Gene Ontology annotation, biological process: phosphatidylinositol metabolic process. The coding region runs from base 213 to 2450 and encodes 745 amino acids.
UUCUGUUUCUGUUUUCAUGCUUCUGGAUUUGUAUCAAAAAUGCCUUUUUUUUUUUUAGUUUUUAAAAACAUGCAUUGAAACAUUGGAGGAAGAAGAGAGAGCGGGAGAGGGACGGGUUAAAAAUUUAAUCUUGAUGUGGGUGGUAUUAAUGAGAGGAGAAGUUAAGCAAUGAGAGAGAGAGAAAGAGUUGUGUUGUUGUUGAGAAACAGAGAAUGAGCAGAGAACCUGCAGGCGUUGCAAAGGCCUGGGAAAGCGCUGUAAGAAAAACACAAGCAGCUGCAAAGAAACGGAACAAUACAUUCUUCACUACAAUGUCUGUGGCUCAUGCUGAUGAUGAAGACUAUGAUCCAGGUGAAAUUUAUCAAGAAGAGAGAGCUCUUGCCAAUGGUGAUUUUUACUCAGGCCAAUGGUCUGAUAAUGUUCCCCAUGGUCAUGGUAAGUAUCUUUGGACAGAUGGUUGCAUGUAUGUCGGUGAAUGGUAUAGAGGUAAAACCAUGGGAAAAGGCAUAUUUAGUUGGCCAUCAGGUGCCACAUAUGAGGGUGAUUUCAAAGGUGGGUAUAUGGAUGGUCAAGGAACUUAUACAAGUUCUUUAGGGGGUACUUACAGAGGUUCUUGGGUUAUGAACUUGAAACAUGGUCAAGGUACUAAGUAUUUUGCUAACGGGGAUUAUUAUGAUGGAGAAUGGAGAAGAGGGUUGCAAGAUGGCCACGGAAAGUAUCAAUGGAAGAAUGGGAAUCAUUACAUUGGUCAAUGGAAGAAUGGGAGUAUUAAUGGACAUGGAACCAUGAUUUGGACUAGUGGAAAUAGGUAUGAUGGUUUUUGGGAAGAUGGUUUGCCUAAAGGAAAUGGAACUUUUAGAUGGGCUGACGGGAGUUUUUAUGUUGGUGUUUGGAGUAGUGAUCCUAAUGAUCAAAGUGGUACUUAUUAUCCUGCAGGUUCCCCAACUGUGAAUUCAGAUUGGGAUCCUCAACAAGUAUUUUUGGUGGAUUUGGUAGGUUGUAAAAUAUGUCCGGGAGAGAAAGUUUCAGUCUUGCCAUCACAAAAGACGACUCACUGGCCAAGGAGGACAUCAAUUGAUGGAAGGACUAGCUAUUACGAAAACGAUAGCAGUAACCAUGCUUGUGGUGUUAGCGAUGUGGAUUUUAGGGAUGGUGAUGAUGGUUUGGAGAAUCUUCACCUUGAAGAAUCAGAUUCAAGGGGUAGAGUGGUGUUGAAGAUACAUCCUACAAAGAAGCAGGGGGUGACUAUAUCUAAAGGACAUAAGAACUAUGAGCUCAUGCUAAACUUACAGUUGGGAAUCAGACAUUCCGUUGGGAGACCUGCUCCAGCUACAUCUCUUGAUCUCAAGGCUUCAGCUUUUGAUCCAAAGGAGAAAGUAUGGACAAAAUUUCCACCAGAAGGAUCAAAGCACACUCCUCCCCAUCAGUCUAGUGAGUUCAAAUGGAAGGACUACUGCCCUGUGGUUUUUAGGACUCUCAGGAAAUUGUUCAACGUGGAUGCAGCUGACUACAUGAUAUCUAUAUGUGGAAAUGAUGCUCUUCGGGAGCUUUCAUCCCCUGGAAAAAGUGGAAGCUUCUUUUACUUAACAAAUGAUGACAAAUACAUGAUAAAGACCAUGAGGAAGGCAGAAGUAAAAGUUCUCAUAAGGAUGCUACCAGCCUACUAUAAUCAUGUUCGGGCUUUCGAGAACACUCUAGUCACCAAAUUUUAUGGUCUGCAUUGUGUAAAAUUAACAGGGUCCGCACAGAAGAAGGUACGAUUUGUAAUUAUGGGGAAUCUAUUUUGUUCUGAGUAUGCCAUCCAUAGGCGCUUCGACUUGAAAGGUUCUUCUCAUGGUCGGACAACUGCUAAGCCUGAGUCAGCAAUUGAUCCAACGACAACACUUAAAGAUCUUGAUCUCAAUUUUAUAAUUCGCCUACAAAAAGUUUGGUUCCAAGAGUUUUGCAGGCAAGUGGACAGGGAUUGUGACUUCCUUGAACAAGAGAGAAUUAUGGAUUACAGUCUUUUGGUUGGUCUUCACUUCCGAGAAACUAUUUCCUACAGAGAUGCUCAGACACCUCGCACUUCUGGAGCACGCACUCCUAAAGAUGACGAAAAUGAACCAGGAGCCCCUCGCCUUUCAAGAGUGGACAUGGAUCAACUUCUUUUCGACCCAACUCGUUGGGCUUCCAUAAAGCUUGGUGUGAGCAUGCCAGCACGAGUUGAACAAACAGUGCGAAAAAGUGAUUGUGAAACCCAGCUGAUUGGAGAACCAACUGGCGAAUUUUUUGACGUCAUUCUUUUUUUUGGUAUAAUUGACAUACUACAAGACUACGAUAUUAGCAAGAAGCUAGAGCAUGCAUACAAAUCAAUGCAGUAUGAUCCAACUUCAAUCUCAGCAGUUGAUCCAAGGCAAUACUCAAAACGCUUUCGGGAUUUCAUUUUGAGAGCAUUUGUAGAAGACACUUGAGAAGAGAUAGAAUUGAAUCAAAUCUUCAACUUGCAGCGAGUAGCCAUUAAUGUAUAGUCCCUUAGACAGAUGAGAGUUACCAACAAAAAUUUAUGUUUCAGUCAUUUACAUGUCCACGAAGGAUGAUUUAUGGCUGCUGCAAAUACAAGCGUUCGUCACACAUACUAGCAGUUUCCCUCACUCUUAGUUACACCGGCAAAGUAUAUGAAAUGCUUCAGUAAACGGUGUGGAAAAAUGUCAGAACCAGAGUUACCGAAGCCUGUUUUGAUUAUAACAUUGAUUAUUAACAAACUGGUGAACCUGUAGCCCCAUUGAUUCUUUUUAUUCCUAUUUUUUUCCCCAGGUCAGCUGCGUCUGGGGUUGACAAAAAAGAAAUGUACAGAAGGAUGAUCAUACU